AUGAGGGACAAGUUAAGGGCAAUCUGCAGCGCAAUGGAGCCGCAGACACUUUACAGGACCUUCGCCACCACCCCUGCAUACGAGAAAAGAAAUUUGAAGUUUGGGUCGGUGGAUGAAGAGAAAAAGAAAUGGGUGAAGUGGUCGCUGAGCAGAAUGAUGAUCACCACACACACCACUGACAUCCGUCCUGACUUCCUCCUUGCCCUACGCUCGAUUUUGGAGGAAACUGCUAACGUGGAUUUGGGCGCAAUCAUCGGCAUAGACAUCUGGGAUAGAAGAAGUGGAGAUAGAACUCUUGGUCACGGGACCUUAAUCACAGAGCUAUGCCGAUGUGCAGGCGUCAAUCUGCCCACUUCAGCCCCAGAAUUUCAAAUGAAGCCACUGUUUCCAGCAGCCUUCCACAAAAAUUGGCUGGAGUCCAAGGAGUUCACUCUUAACCCUAAGCAGAAAAAGAGGAAUGCACAAGCGGCAGCGCCCCCUCCACCAAAAAGGAAAAUGAAGGUUGUGGAAGGGGGGGGGGGAAUAAUAAGAGAGGAGAUAACACCUCAAACUGAGCCCGAUUCUAAGAGGACAAUCUCCAAUAAAACUCCCAGUGAUGAGGAAGAGGAAGCCCUCCGCUUCGCUCGGGAGAUAGAGGAGGAUCAUUUUGGCGCAGAGGUGACCAGUAGUGAUAAGGGAGGAAAAGCGCCGAAAGCAGCCGCUGGCGAGAAAAGGUCAAAGGAAAAAGAAGACCCUACUCCAGCGCCUGUCAAGAAACCGAGGGUCAAGGAAGCACUCCGAAAAAAUCCAACACCCCCUCGGCGAGCGACGAGGAAGGAGAAAGAGAAGGGGAAAGCGGUGGAUGUGGAAGCAAGCGAAGACACAAUCCUUCUUUCCAGGUUACAGAAGGGGAUUGUCAUCAGAGAACCCACCGCUCAACCCGAAAGACUUUCGCCAGUGAAGCCAGCGAUGGUAGAGGUAUCACCCGAAGUACCUAGUCUCCUGGGCAAUGAACCUGUUCCCUUCGACCAGCAGGGGGCAGGUGAGCCAACUACUGCUGGAACAGGCAAGGAAACCGCACCCGUUAACCAGCCGAGAGCGGUGGAGCCUACUGCUGCUGGAUUAGAGGAGGAGUGGGAGACUGUGCUUACUGAAGAAACCAUCGGCGGGAUCGAUGUCACAGUAGAGUCCUACAAGGAAUAUCCCGCCGAGGUCCCCGCUGCCACAACCGCUGAAGCUGCCAAUGAAGCCGAAGAGGUGGAGACAGUAAUCACAAAUCUUCCACUUCUGCAAGUGUCCCCACGCAGCCCAAAAACACCAACCACGACUGGGACACCUGCAGAAACUCUGACUCUGGCCUCAACCAAAUCAGACAAAACAAUCAUCGAUGAGGAGGAGGAUGAAGAGGAUAAGAAGUUCCAAGAGAGACAAGCUCAGCUAUUCGCCGAAAUACAACGCCUUGAACAACUUCGGCAGCUCGAGCGACAGAAGAAGAGGAAGAUGAAGGUGCUGGUCAAGUUGCUCAAGUAUUGGAAGCCGCUGACCCAACUCCAGCUGCGAUUCAGGAGAUACUUAGAGCGAAAGAAAGUAGAGCAGCUGGAGUAUGAGGCAGCGAGGCAACUAGUAUUCCUCAGGAAUGUCACCCCUGAACCAGCACCCAAUUCCCAAAAGGAAGAAGUGCCACUGGAGAUUAGUUCGGCUGAGUCCGAGAGACAGUCACCAGCAGCGGCGGAAGCAGGACCAUCAGCUCCCCGCUCGUCACUUGAAAACAUUGAGAGAAGACUGGAGGAACUCGACUCAGCCAUAUUCAGCCAAUACAUGAUGACCCAAACCUUAAUCGAUACAUACGCAAGGAGUCUGGCUGAUGAACUGGCCACUGGCAAGAAGGCAAAUGCCGCACUAGAAGCGCGUGUAGAGGCGAUGGAGACUAAAGCUGCAAGCAUGGGUACAACUCUAACAGAGAUUUUAAAGGCGCUCGCUGCCCUCACCCAACAAAACUCCAUUCUUAUGGAACAACAGCUUGACACAGCUAGAAGUCUCCAACGAAUGGAAGAUCUAGUACUUUCGAGCGAGAAGAGAAAAUGA
Messenger RNA from Andrographis paniculata, 2064 nucleotides. RefSeq lists its product as uncharacterized. The transcript has a single exon. Bases 1 to 2064 code for a protein of 687 amino acids. The record is from RefSeq and is a predicted model, not a curated record. NCBI's taxonomy places the organism in Eukaryota, Viridiplantae, Streptophyta, Magnoliopsida, Lamiales, Acanthaceae.